AUGGAUCUACUGGUCUCUUUGCGUUUCAGAAUGGAUAAAUCCUGGAUGAGUACUGAUAGAACGAAGAAACGUUAUAGAGAAGGAGUUGCGGCGUUUCUGCGGUAUGCUGUCAACCAUCUCAAGGAGGAGGGUGAGACAUAUGAUGAAUUUCUUAUGUUGUGUCCGUGUACAAAUUGUUUAAAUCUCUGUGCAUGCUCCGUUGGAGACGUAGAAGAUCAUUUAUUCGUAAAUGGAAUCGAUCAAACGUAUACUAUUUGGAAUAAGCAUGGGGAAAAGGAUGAGGCAAUAACUAGUAGUAAGCCAGUUAACGUCAACAAUGGUAUGCACGCUGAAUUUGAAAUGGGAACUCCCACUGAUGCUCCAGACGAAGAUUUUGGAAUGGGAACUCCCACUGAUGCUCCAGACACUAUAGAUAUGAUGCAGGCUGCAGAAGAGUUCGCAGAUGACCCUAUAAAGUUUAAAAAGUUACUUGAAAAUGCUGAAAAGCCCUUAUACGAAGGAUGUCCCAACUUCACAAAGUUGUCUGCAAUUGUGCAGUUGUUUAAGUUGAAGAAUAAGCACGGUGCAUCAGACAUGUUUUUUAAUGAAUUGUUACCCUUGUUAAAGGACAUGUUCCCAAAGAAGGAUGAAAAAGUGUGUCCUACUUGUAAAGCACCCAGAUGGAAAGUUGACAGGGAUGGUAAAGUUUACGAGAAUGUUCCAGCAAAGGUAUUGUGGUACUUCGACAUCAUCCCAAGAUUUCAGCGGCUGUUUCAAUCGAAGCACACAGCAAAAGAUUUGAUAUGGCACGAUACCACUAGAAACAAAGACGGUGUUUUACGUCAUCCGGCAGACUCACAUGCUUGGAGAGAGAUAGAUAACAAUUUCCCAGAAAUUAAAGGUGAUCCAAGAAAUCUGCGGUUAGCUGUUUCGGCUGAUGGAGUUGAUGUAAACACAGGCACCAAACAUCACAGUGGAAAGAGAACAUGGGAUGCAUAUGCCCAAGAAAUGUUUACUCUACGUGCAGUUGUUUUGUGGACGAUAAACGAUUAUCCUGCUCUUGGUACACUAUGUGGUUGUCGCUACGCUGGAUAUCAUGGUUGUGUGGUGUGUCGUAAAAAAACGCACAGUAUUAGGCUUCAUGACUCAAACAAGAAUGUUUAUGUUGGUUAUAGAAGAUUUUUACCCUAUGAGCAUCCGUUCAGAAGGCAGAAGGGGGCAUUUGGCGGAAAACAAGAGUGGGAGACUGCUCCAGAACCAAUGACCGGGGAAGAAAUAUAUGAGGAGAAUGUGGGACAAAGUCUUGUUGGAACGUUGCUGCACAACGGGAAUACAAAAGAUGGAUUAAACGCCAGAAAGGAUUUGGUGCGUUUGGGGUUAAAAUCGGAGUUACACCCUAAGACAGAUGACAAAGGAACGAUACUUCCCGCAGCAUGUUAUACAUUAACUACGGAAGAAAAAGACAUAUUCUUGGAGACACUAUCCGAGUUAAGAGUUCCAGAAGGAUCAAUAUCUGCCAAAGAAAUCAUGGUGGAAGAGCUAGAUAAAUUGCAAGAGGAUCUCUGUGUGACGUUAUGCUUACUAGAGAAGGAAGUGAAGUUAUGCGGUCCGGUUUGCUUUCGAUGGAUGUAUCCUUUCGAAAGGUGUAUGAAGGUUAUAAAGGGGCAUGUGCGAAACAAGAAUCAACCUUGUGGAUGCAUUGCCGAAGAGAAUGUUGCAGAAGAGACGAUUGAGAUAUAUUGUGAGUACCAUAAAAGCAUCAGGACAAUUGGUAUUCCACUAGAUAGGCAUAAUACAUCUCAGGAGGGAGAACCGUUAUCAGCUGAAGAGCCGUGUAUAGUUACCCCUGAACAGUUGAGACAAGCACAUUUCUAUGUAAUGCAGAACACGCCUGAAAUUGAGCCUUACAUAGACCGACACAAGCUAUAUUUGGAAACUAACUAUUCUACUAAAAAGCGAGCAUGGCUAGAGAAAGAGCACUCUAACACUUUUGGCGCUUGGUUAAAAAAUGAGGUUGAAAAAGAGUUGGCAGACGACAGAGAAAGUAUCUCAGAGAACUUAAGAUGGAUAUCACACGGCCCGCACUACGAGGUAACGAAAUACACUGUAUAUCGCAUCAAUGGAUAUCUAUUCCGCACAAGAUCCCGUGAUGGUAGAAUUCACCAGAAUAGUGGGGUUAGCGUUGCAGCAAAUGACAUGCACAUAUCUAGAGAUGAUGAUGUUACAUAUGGUAAAGCCUCUUAUUAUGGUGUCUUGCAAGAGAUAUGGGAGUUAGAUUACUGUGAAAGAAAAGUUCAUCUGUUCAAGUGCAAUUGGGUUGAUAAUAAACGUGGGGUCAAAAGAGAUGCUCUUGGCUACAAGAUUGUUGACCUUACUAUGUUGGGAUACAAAAAUGAUCCUUUUAUUUUAGCCUCACAAGCUAAGCAGGUAUUUUAUGUCAAAGACCAGUUAGAUAAGAAAAAGUCUAUUGUUUUUGUGACACCUCCCAAAAAUUAUAGAGAUGACGAUGGCAACGAUGAGGAAUUCAGUACAGUAAUCUUUUCUGCGAAUGAUAAUAUCUUGCCGUCUGUAGAUCCACAAGACUUGGGUAAAGAAUCCCGAAAUGAUUACUUCCGAACUGACUGCCGAGGUUUACUUAUACGCAAGCCAAAAUGA
Messenger RNA from Papaver somniferum (opium poppy), 2634 nucleotides. RefSeq lists its product as uncharacterized. The record is from RefSeq and is a predicted model, not a curated record. The transcript is spliced from 8 exons. NCBI's taxonomy places the organism in Eukaryota, Viridiplantae, Streptophyta, Magnoliopsida, Ranunculales, Papaveraceae. Bases 1 to 2634 code for a protein of 877 amino acids.